Plenodomus lingam JN3 is the source of this 168-nucleotide messenger RNA. RefSeq lists its product as uncharacterized. The record is from RefSeq and is a predicted model, not a curated record. Lineage: Eukaryota; Fungi; Ascomycota; Dothideomycetes; Pleosporales; Leptosphaeriaceae.
AUGAAAGCCGAAUGUGCAUGCUCCAUCACUGCCAAGGACCCUCACCCAACCGAUCAUACCGAGAUCCAGAUUCCUCCCAUGGGUCCACCCCCCGAUCUUGCCUCAAAAGAACUUCAGUUCAAGCAUCUAGGCUCGCAGUUCUACGACAAUGAUGGAGGGGGGUUCUAG